Molecule: messenger RNA, 6337 nt
Organism: Pomacea canaliculata
Lineage: Eukaryota; Metazoa; Mollusca; Gastropoda; Architaenioglossa; Ampullariidae
Product: protein fantom-like
Exons: 38
Coding region: 490-4629 (1379 amino acids)
Biological process (GO): non-motile cilium assembly
Cellular component (GO): ciliary transition zone
Source: RefSeq, a predicted model, not a curated record
AAUCUGUACUGAAUAUUGCUUAACAAUACUUUGUUACACUUUUUGAACGAGCUUAUUUAUUCAAAUUGAAAUUUUGAGCAUUUCCUUUACCUUUAAUAUUAAAUGGAACCGAAAGUAAUCUGACCGAAAAACAAAGGCCGGGCGGAUGUUGUUCCUUAGUUUCAAUGGCAGCGUUUUUAGCGUCUGUGACAGCAGAUUAUACUGCUAUGAUUAGCGAUAGUUUUUCCGAGACAUUUUAAAGUGGACUUUGUAUGAUACAUUUAGACUAUUAUAUGUUAGUUUAAUUCUUGAACAGAUGAAACUGGCACUCCCAUAUGCUUGAAGUACAAAUAACAUAUGCACAGUGUGCCAGGAUCAAAUCUGUAUUCCAUCCAUAAUCAAAUGUCAAAGCCUCAAAAUAAAAUGGAAUAGAAGGAAUUUUGCCCGCCUCGGAUGGACAAUCAAAGUAGAUAUUAAUAUCACAGGGAAAGAAUAGGUUCAAAAUCAGUCAUGGCUGAUGACAACAUUCCUGAAAAGGACACAAGCAACAAUGCCUACAGAAAUUCAGCUGCACUGGACCAGAAGGCUGCCCAGCAGAGACGAAUGGUUUCCAAACUGGACCGAGAUGAGCUUGAAGAUAAAUAUCUUCGACUCUCUGAAGAAAACCUUCUGCUUAAAAAACAUGCGAGAAAGCAGGAAGAUAAGAUCAAAAGAAUGGCUACCAAACUUCUGCGGCUGGUCAACGACAAAAAGAAACAUGACCUUGAGAUAGGAAAGGCUGGACGCGAAGUAGCUGCUGAAGAGCAGUUAAUGGAGUUGAAAGGAAAAGUGCAAAACCUGGAGAAAAUAAACAGCCAUCUAAAGGAAAAGCUGGCACUGACAAAGCAACAAGCUCUAACGCUGGCUGCAGCCAAGAGAACUAUGCCAUACAACUAUGUCCAGUCUCGCAUCAGCACAGGCAUCCCCAAACCUCCGACUGUACAAAUCGAUCCUAGGAUCACUAAAAAUCUCAGGGUGAUUGGUCCAUCUCAGGAUGCACCAAAACGGUUCGCAACUCUGCAAGCAAGCCGUGCUGAUCAUGUUGUAAUGGAGGAAGCUCACAUGGAGAAGCGACAGCUACUUAACACCAUCGACCAGCUUCAUGAGAAACUAAGCAUGUAUGAACUAGAGAUUGAGAACCUAAAAGAGCAAAACCGCUUACGAGAGGCAGAGUUUGAGGAGGACAUCAUCAAAAUCAAACAACAGAUCACAUCUGAGCAAAGGCAAAGUGUUCAGGAGAACAUUGACAUGAUCAAACUACAGCGAGAAGUGAAAGAGAAAUCAACACGGCUGAUCGGCCUUCAGAAUAAAUACACAGCUAUGGAGGAGGACACUCGAGCACUGCGGCAAAAUCAUGACCACAUCUUAAUGGAGAUGGAGCGACUUAGCAUGCAAGUGAAAGAAGAGCAGAACCGUGUCCUCACGCUGCAAAAUGAACUGAGGAAUGCUGCCACAGGCCAGAAGCGAACUUUGGAGCUCCAGGAGCAGGUGGUGGACCUACAGAGGGAAAUUGACACGCUCAAAGAAGCCAAUGAGAAAUUUGUCAGCAGUGCUUUUGACCUUGAACGAGAACGUGAAUGGCGACAACGUGAGAAUAAACUCAAGGUACAGAUUGCCCAGCUUGAAGCCACACUUAAGUCAGACCUGGGUGAAAAGGGCAGUAUUAUUGACAGAUAUGCUAAUGAAAGAGAUGCCCAUGAGAAGCUUCAGCUGGAGUUCAGGGAACUUCAAAUCACCUACUUCCAGAUGAAAGAAAAGUGUGAUGAUAUGGAGGAAAAACUCAAGUUCUUCACUAAGGAGAGUGCCCUUGACCUGACGGAGCUGGAGGAUGCCCUUGUGCUGGUGAAGCAGAAGAAGCAGAGGGCAGCACCAGACCCAGACUUCCUGCAGAAAGUUGAUAUGGAGAUCAACAAAGACCAUAAGCGUCAGCUUUUAGAACUGCAGGCAGAGUAUGCUGAAACAGUUCUGGAGCUAGAGAAGACGCGCAACAUGCUUGUGGUGCAGCAUAAUAUCAACAAAGACUAUCAGAAAGAGUUGGAGAGCAGCAACAAACAACUUGAAGACACAAAGAAGGAGUAUGAGCUAAAGCUGGAUGAGUAUGCCCGCCUCCUGGAUAUCCGUGCAGCCAGAAUUAAGAAGCUGGAAGCACAGUUACGAGAUGUAGCUUAUGGAACUCGGCAAUACCGGGUCCCCCCACCUGAUGAUGACGUAGAGUCUUCUGUAGAUCUUGAGGAAUCAUUACAACUGGAGAGAGGCCAGAACCUGUUUGAAAUCCACAUUGAAAAGGUCAGCCUUUCUGAGGAUGCUGUUAGGCACAUUGGGGAUGAAGAGCCCAGCCUUUUCUGUACGUGGGACUUUUUUGAGUUUGAGUCCCAGUCCACACCUGUGCUGCGUGGUUCACGACCGGUUUAUGACUUCACCUCCCAGUACAUCGUCAAAGUGGAUGACUUUUUCUUGCACUACCUCCAGAAGGGGUCCUGCACACUGGAACUGCACCAGUCCUUUGGACAAGACUAUCGCACUGUGGCAGCUUGUCAGCUGGUAUUCAAAGACAUUUUUGACAAACCCCAGGGCCGCAUCCAUGGCAUGGCUGUGCUAACAGGUGUUGCAGAUGGAGAAACAGGUGUUGGGUAUGGUACUAUUGAGUACUGGGUGCGCCUUCGUGUACCUAUGGAUCAAGCACUUCGAUUGUACAAGGAACGUACCAAAGCUCUUGGGUAUCUGUCAGCUAACAAGGUACAAGCUGAAGAAGUAUUGCAAGCUUUGGAUGAAAAGGCUGCCAGGCGACCUCUAGACAACAUUAAUGAACUGCACAUCAAGGUCAUUUCCUGUGCUAAGCUGAAGUCACGGCGAGAUGAUGUUCAGCCAUCACCUUACUGUGUGUAUCAGUUCUUUGACUACAGUGACCAUGACACUGUGUGUGUUCGAAAUUCUAACAAUCCAGAAUUUCAUGACCACAAAACAUUCCCUGUUCCUAUGACACCAGAGCUAGACCAGUAUCUACGUGUCACACAUCUUCAAAUAUACGUGUUUGAUGACACAGAUCCUGUAGAAACAUCCUACAUCGGUAUAGUUGAAAUACCUCUCAUGUUACUUCGUACUCAGAAGCAGAUCAAGGGUACAUUUGAACUGAAGAGGCAAGAUGGUACCAUGGGUAUUGGCACCAUGGACCUGGAGAUAUACUGGCAACACGAAUAUAUCAUUCCUAAGAAACAGACAUACACCCCACAGCAGAUUGACCAAACGCCUGAUGAUUUACCAGUCAAGAUUGCAGCUUAUACUCCAAAGCCAUCACGGAAAGCUGCUAUUCGCAUGGCUGCACCCAGUGCCACUUCCACUCCUAUGCAAAAUGACAUGCUAGCCGAGGUUGAAAGCCAGAUCAUUCAAACUAAAGGAGUCAGUGCCCCUUCUGCCACCCGCCAUCCAGUCUCACCCAAGCCAACAGCAAGAAGGAAAGUCAAGAUGAGUGACAAUCACUCCAGUGAGAUGCUGGUGCAAGACACUGUGUCACAGGUCGUUUCCGGAUUCAUGCCCCGCACAUCUGAGUCGGUGUCAUCUAUGGCUGAGAUGAGCACUAUUGGACCUGAUAGAGAAGAUGAAGAGGACAAUCAUGCACCACAAUCUGUUGAUGCUCUGGCUCCUAAAGAGCCUCUGCUGCAAGAACAAUACUCCACAGAGGAGGAGGAGCUAGUUGCUCGCCCCUCCCCUCUGCGAUCCUCUCUCAAUAUUGAGUCUGGGUCAGCCUCAGAGGAAGGGGAGACAUAUACAAAAAUACCAAAGCCCAAAGCAAGAACUUGUAUUAAUGCAAAAGAUGAAAAAUCUGGAGCCAAACAGGAGAAACAGGUACCACAAGCUGAGCCACCCAGGCAGCAGAUGGAAGAUGAUGAAGAAUCUAUUGUGGAAGAAAUUUCAGAGGAAGCUAUGGAGGAGAUCCCUGAAAAUGGCGACAGUACACUUCUUGCAGAGAAGGCUGAAGACAUUGUUCCAGAUGAGUCUGAAGAAUCAGAGCCAAAUCACAUUGAAUCAGAUAGUGAAGGGGUCAUUACUGUUGCUACACCAACAAGGAAAAAAGACAGAAUGCCAAAAGCAAGUGACACAGUGACAGUGGUGGUUUCUCAUCUGAGUCUGGAAGAGGAUUCACCCCCCAUGGUGAACCCCAACAUCAAACAGCUAUUUGUGGCGUACAGCUUUGUGGGGCUUCCACCACAGGACACAGAGACACCAUUUUCCCUGCCUAAACCUCGCCCACAAAGCCAAAUAGCUUUCAACUUCAGCAGAACAAUAGCUGUUGAUAUGAAGCGCCAUUUGGAGCGACGACAACACCUUGCUCUCAUGUUGUUACCUGAUCAUGAAGAUCAGGGGAGAAUCAGGUUUACUGUGGUGAGUGAGCCACCAGAGGAUGAGCAAGAUGCUGACUGUGAGGACGUGGGUGUGGCAUAUGUCAGCGUGCGCGACAUCCUGAAGAAUAAGGCAGACCUCAAAGAUGCGGAUAUCGAUAUUUUUGACGUCGGCAACCCCAAAAGAGUGAUAGGCCAAAUGAAUGUGACAGUAGAGUGUUUAGCAGCACUGCAGGCAGUAGACUUGGAGAUGCAAGUUGAUGGCACAUACUGAGUUAUAAAUGCUAUACUUCAUUCUCAUCCAGUUUAAAGAUCUGAAAUUCACCAACCAAAGAAUUUCAUGCGCAAAGAUUUUGUAAAUAAAUGUGCUUAUUGGAUCAUGCUACAUGAUUGUUAUCAUUGCAGAAGAACAUCAUUUUUUGAUAAAAUUAAUACAAGGAGUUGUUUUAAGUAGAAAUAUAGGCACACCUUUUUAACAGAUUUAAAGAGCAAUUUCACAGCAGUAAACUUUUAAGGGAAGAUGAAGCAAGUAAUGAAAUUUUUUUUAAGAUCAUGCAGGCCAUGAACAGAUACUGACCAGCAGUUGCAUAAUGAAUGGAAAGUCAUCAUCGGUGAUUAGAAAGGUUUUGUUACAAAUCGGAAACUGUGAUGUCACUUUUAACUGACAUAUAUAAUGUCGAGUGAUGAUAUUUAUCUGAAUGCAUGUUAAUGCAAGUGCAAGACUGUAUGGUUUGUUCACGUGAAUAUUUUAACUGGUUCUGCAGAAAACUGAUGAAUGAGAUUCAAGUUUUCUUUUGUUUAUAGUAAAAACAAAUUAUUUUACAGAGUCAUGACUUUUCCUUUUGUGGUUUGGGGACUUUUAUCAUCUACAUGUUUCUCGGCCACUAUUUAGUGUACUUUUAUGGGAGUGAGGAGUUGCUAACACUACAAAUCUUUUUGUUCCACUACUUCAGCUUGUCAUACGAUACCUGUCUAAGCUGUUAUUUUGACAACUUUUCUUAAAAGCAAAGGCUGUGAUACUUUUACAGUUAGUCUGCCAGUUCGUUUGGAAUUUGGAAGGUUUUGCUUUUGUUUCUAUUGGGUGUGUGGUUUUUUUUGGGGGGAAAGGGGGGGAGAUUCUGUUACUAUCAGUCAGAUGAUUCCCUAAAAAUACCAACAAUAUUUAGAGUUUUAGUUAUAGAUACUUUAAGUAGUGUAUUUUUUAGUUAGCUCUUUAGUAUUGGUAUUCUGAUAGGUGAAAUAGUCAGCCAUAUUUUGGUACAAUACUUUAUAUAUAUAUUUCAUUUCUUUUCUUUAAUCUAAUAAAUAACCUUAAAAAAAACCUUAUGCAUUGUUUCUUUACUACAAAAAGGAUGAAAUGUCUAAAUAAAUUAUUCUAGCAAAUCUUCCUGAAAAGGCAGUACGCAAUCUUGCUCCCAGUACCUACUAAAUUUGUGCCUGCAUGCACACUUGUAGCAUUAAAACAGAACUUUCACUGUCCAGAGGGAAAGAAUGGAUUUGAUCCAGCAAAAGGAGGUGAGGGUACUUGUCACCCAGAUGGGAGAAAUUAACAAAGAAUAACUGCUAGGGUAGCCAGCACUGUAUGCAGUUCUCACCUCGUACCAUCGUCAAAUCAUUCUUCCCCACCACAAGCUAAACAUUCAACCUUUAAGAGAACAGUAAAGCUCGUUAAUAAACUGCCCACGUCUGGACGUGGAGUGGCACCUGUUUACUUAGGGCUGGGCUGGAAUAGCUAACUUUGAGAAUGCCUCAUUGUCUUAGGAAAUAUACACUUAAGUAGAACCUUCACAUUUGUGAACAUGCUUGGACCUAAUGCCAUGUUUUUUGGUGUAGAACAGGCUGAUCUUGGUAGUCAUUUCAUCUUUGUGUAAAGAAAAAGAUGAUUUCAAAUACAUAAUUUUUAUACACCUUUUUAAACCUGACAUUUGUAGGCAUUCAGUGUUAAGUACCCAUGAAUUUUGUACACCAAAAAAAAAAAAAAA